Molecule: messenger RNA, 1020 nt
Organism: Cucurbita moschata (crookneck pumpkin)
Lineage: Eukaryota; Viridiplantae; Streptophyta; Magnoliopsida; Cucurbitales; Cucurbitaceae
Product: glutathione S-transferase L3
Exons: 10
Coding region: 138-839 (233 amino acids)
Cellular component (GO): cytoplasm
Molecular function (GO): glutathione transferase activity
Source: RefSeq, a predicted model, not a curated record
CAUCCUAUUAUGAGUCCCUAUAAAUAAUCCUCACUCGCACUGAAUUGGUUAGAUUGGCGUCUGUUCUUAGAGUAUCUCCUCCAAGUAUCGCGUUCCGAGAGUUCAAGUUUUCAGGAAUCAUCUCUCGAGGAACAUCCAUGGCUGCCUUCGUGGAAGAGGUUUUACCACCGUCGUUGGAUGCCACCGCCGAACAACCUCCAUUGUUCGAUGGAACUACAAGGUUGUAUACUGCUUACAUUUGUCCAUAUGCUCAACGUGUGUGGAUCACAAGGAAUUACAAGGGAUUACAAGAUAAAAUUAAGCUAGUUCCUCUCAACCUUUUUAAUAGGCCUGACUGGUAUAAGGAAAAAGUAUACCCUACAAACAAGGUGCCAGCUCUGGAACAUAAUGGGAAAAUUAUUGGAGAAAGUAUUGAUCUGAUCAAAUAUGUUGAUAGCAACUUUGAAGGACCUUCUCUUCUCCCUGAUGAUCCUGCUAAAAAGGAGUAUGCUGAAGAGUUGAUAUCCUACAGUGAUACGUUUAAUGGUGCAAUAAUCUCUUCGUUUAAAGGCGAUACUGCAAAGGAAGCAGGUGCUCAAUUUGAUUAUUUGGAAAAUGCUUUGCAAAAAUUCGAUGGUCCCUUCUUCCUUGGAGAAAUCAGUCAGGUGGAUAUAGUAUACAUUCCAUUUGUUGAAAGAUUCCAAGUUUUCUUAUUGGAAGUUUUCAAGAUUGACAUCACAGAAGGAAGGCCUAAACUAGCUGCAUGGAUUGAGGAGUUCAACAAGAGUGAUGCUUACAAACAAACAAAAGCCGAUCCCAAGUUGGUCGUUGAAGUUUAUAGGAAGCGAUUCUUGGGUUAAGAACGAACGAUGGGGAGGUUGCGUGUUGCCAUAUAAUAAAUAAGUCGUUCGACGUGUCGACAGAGAAAUUUCGGCAUUUAUACUUGUACUUGCUUUUCAUGUAAUUUGGUUGUGUUAUGAAUGAAAUUUGAGGCAUUUAGUAGUUAUCAUGAUGUUAAAUUAUAGACCAUUUUCUUUUCUA